GACGUAGCUCCGCCCCUUGCCCCACAGACCGUCCGCGUGCCGCUGACAGUUCAGUCGCGAGCAGCUCGAGCUCCGCUCCGACGGUUGAAACGUCACAAUCCGGUUAACGGCCGCUGGAUUAAAAACCGGCAACUCAGAGUGAGCUUCUGGAGCUAACGGCUAUCGGUGAGUGGCUAACGGCGUGUCCUGUCGGGUUGAUUGACAGCAAAGCGGCCCUAUGAUGGAGGAGCUUCACGACGUCCAGCUGACUGAGAUUAAACCUCUCCUGACGGGACAGAACGGGAGGAACCUGCAGGACUUUGACUGUCAGGAGCACGACGUGGAGACGGCCCACGGCGUGCUGCACGUUACCAUGAGGGGCGUCGCCAAGGGCAACCGACCCACAAUCCUCACCUACCAUGACAUCGGACUGAACCAUAAGUCUUGUUUCAACAGCCUGUUUAACUACGAGGACAUGCAGGAAGUCACACAGCAUUUCUCAGUUCUGCAUGUCGACGCUCCGGGACAGCAGGAGAACGCUCCAGUGUUCCCCACUGGGUAUCAGUACCCCACCAUGGACGAGCUGGCUGAGAUGUUGCCGUCUGUCCUGACUCAGCUAAAGGUGAAGAGUGUGAUUGGUAUCGGUGUUGGAGCCGGAGCUUACAUCCUCACCAAACUGGCUUUGAAUGAGCCUGGUCUGGUGGAGGGUUUAGUUCUGAUCAACGUUGACCCCUGUGCCAAGGGCUGGAUGGACUGGGCUGCAGCCAAGUUGAGCGGCUGGACGAGUAACCUGGUCGACAUGAUCAUGAGUCAUCACUUCAGCACUGACGAGCUGACGGAGAAUCUGGAGAUCAUCCAGACGUACAGACUCCACAUCUCGCAGGAUAUACCGCAGGACAACUUGGCCAUGUUCUACAACAGCUACGACACUCGUACUGAGUUGCAGAUGGAGCGGCCCGUCCUCGGUCUGAAUGAGAACACAGUCAUCACACUCAGGUGUCCUGCUCUGCUCGUGGUUGGAGACACGUCGCCUGCUGUUGACGUCGUGGUGGAGUGUAACUCCAGACUGAACCCGACCAAGACUACCCUGCUCAAGAUGGCAGACUGUGGCGGACUUCCUCAGGUGGUGCAGCCUGGAAAACUGGCUGAAGCCUUCAAGUAUUUUGUCCAGGGGAUGGGCUACAUCCCUCAUGUCGUAUUAAACCACCUGAGCAGCCAAUCAGUGCCCACAGCUGGUAUGACCCGGCUGGUCCGCUCCAGGACUCACUCGGCCUCCAGCGUCGGAUCCACAGACGGCGUGCGGAGCCGCAGCGCCACCAACACGCUGCCAGAGGGCGCCACCACCAGCAGCCCCCAACACACAGCACGCACCCUGGAGAUGACUGCGUAGGGCUGCUCCUCCUCCUCCUCCUUCUCCCUUCUCCUCGCUCCUCCUGCUUCUCCUCCUGCUCCUCCUCUCUCCUCCUC
Messenger RNA from Larimichthys crocea (large yellow croaker), 1446 nucleotides. Its product is annotated as protein NDRG3. The transcript has 17 exons. The coding region runs from base 218 to 1369 and encodes 383 amino acids. The record is from RefSeq and is a predicted model, not a curated record. NCBI's taxonomy places the organism in Eukaryota, Metazoa, Chordata, Actinopteri, Sciaenidae.